CAGAAUCAUCCAGGCGAUGACUAUUUUCCCAGUAUCGAGUUUAUGAGCGGAAAGAAACUGACAGUACAACACGCACUUGACCUGUGCCCAUUUCUCUCCCUCAAAGCUGGGUCGGAUGCAUAGUUCGCCUCAAGACGGAAGUGCAUUUCCGAUCAUCCUCAAGGAAAGGUUCGAAUGUCACGGCUUAUGCCGAUCCCGAUUUACCGGCUCAUUUAUCCGCGCAUGCAAUGGUCUAGAUCUAGGCUCUGGCCGGAUAAGGAAGCCACGACGUCAGGUCAAUUCCUCAACGAUCUUCAGAGCGAAAUCUAGAAAGGGUGAAUUCAUUCCGAGUCCACUAACGCAACCCCAUACCUACCAUAGCUUUUGGUCGGGAUAAGUCAUAAGGACGACAUAUAAGAACACGAACUCGCAGGUAGUCUGGGGAUAACAAGCGCCAUUCUCAUAUAUAUCUACUACAGUGAAUAUACAAUUCAAUGUCCCAAAGGGUGGAGGAGUCAAACGAGGCCCCUACCGAGCGUGAAAGAGAGGUCUAUGCACGGUACGAGACUUUAACCAAGCAAAAUAUCCUCCUACGUUCCCAGGUGAAAGAGCGCAAAUUCUUCGACUCGGGCGAUCUCGCAAUCUCCAAAGCCACUGAUGACUCCAUGACUGGACAUCCACGAACUGGAAAGCAGCAUCCUAUAUCCGGCGAAAUUCCUAAACUCUCGUCACCGAUGUCGGGUGAUAGCAAUGUAAAGUCUCACGCGAAUACUGCGCAUGACCAAAACAAGACUAAAGAAUGAUGGGGUCCUAUUUAACCGGGGGCGAUGGUCAGCAGUGUGACCAUGAGAAAAGUGCGUGUCUUAGAGCUUGGCCUCAGCCUUGGGCAUAACCAAAGGAAGGAUUAUAAUAGGUUGACAAGCUGGAGAGCUCUGUGUACCCUCAAACUUGUAUCACAUGGUCGGUGUACCCCUCACCACGGCUUUUGAAUGUUUGGGCCUCAAGGUGCUGGCACACGAACGGAUGGCCACACAAUGAGUGCUCUCAUGGUGUCCUCAAAGAGGUCCUUGACCCCAAGCAAUGUCCCUCAGUUUUCGAGCAGUAGGCAGUAGUGCUUUUCAACCGUGUUUGGUAGUCUCGGAGCGUGUUCGCAAACAUACAUCUACUUUGCUUUUCCAAACCGAGGUGAAGCAAAGUCCAAGAUGGUACUCGUGGUGGACGAUUGUAUUGCCAGGAACGAGGCGAUGUCCAAAGCCUUGUGCCUGCAUCGCCUGCACGAUUGAUCCUACCAGUGGUGGGUUGUGUGACUAGGGGAAUUAGGGGGCAAAUCAAGACCUCGUACCAAUCAAGUUGCUCUCCUCAUCCAUUAUAAUCUCAUCGCUGGCCAUAGUAGACGUAACGAGGUCAGUCUGGCGAUAUAUCCGAAACCCCGAGGUGAACUCCGAGCACGCAGAUUCAAAGGUACCUCCAUCGAUCAAUCGGGCGAGUCCGGGGACAGGUCAUAGCCCAUGUACUGUAUAGUGUCUUUUGCUGCCAUGACGAGCUGAUUACAAAUGGGUAGGAGUAUCCGUGGUCACCCAAGAGUAGAGGGCAUUCGUAGGGUCAGGCGCCGUUGAUUUGAUCUGUUUGCAAACCUUAAAGCGGCGCUGCUAAAGUUGUGAAGCGAUACCUCGGCAGUCUUAUGCUGCUUUACCAAUUAUCAUAUUGCACAUACCAUGUUUCACUGCAUGCCCCUAGCUCAACAUUU
Molecule: messenger RNA, 1726 nt
Organism: Exophiala oligosperma
Lineage: Eukaryota; Fungi; Ascomycota; Eurotiomycetes; Chaetothyriales; Herpotrichiellaceae
Exons: 4
Coding region: 474-782 (102 amino acids)
Source: RefSeq, a predicted model, not a curated record